AUCUGUAAACAUUUUUGACACUUCUUGCAAAUUUAUGUUCUAGAAGAAAAGCGUUUCCUUUAUCAACCCGAACCCAUUAAUUUUUCAGAGAUUUUUAGUGCGGCAAUGUUUAAUUUAACGUCCUUGUUGCCAUGACGUGCAAUCUAAUCAGAGUGACAGCGGUGAUAGAGCGGUGAACCCAAACAAUUUGAAUUCUGUAUUGAACAUGUGUUUUGAUGAUCUAUCACGAAAUGAUUUGCACCCAAAGAAGAGAACUAUGUCAUUUGCUCUCCUGAGACUGCACUGAUGACUUCAAAUGAAAGCGUUGAUGGAAAAUAUCUUCAAGAAAUAUCUAAUCAUUUCUUUUCAUCAAGAUGAUAGUGGCUAAGGAGGAUGAAAAUCUGGCACAAAAUUCUGAAAGUCAUGUUCAAUCUGGUUCAUCACAAGAUGGUGUUUUGCCAACCCCUCUGCAUGCUGCUGCUGUAAAUGGAAACAAGUCUCUUCUUCAAAGGCUUUUGCAAGAAGAUGAAAGAAGCCUUAUCAACAGGGGGGACCAGUUUGGCCGCACUCCUCUGGUUUACAGUGUCUUGGGGGACAGACUUGACUGUGCAGAGCUGUUCUUGAAAGCUGGAGGCAAUGUCGGUUCUUGUGAUGUGGAUGGUAGAACACCUCUUCACUGGGCUGCAUAUCAGGGAAAUGUGAAGUGUGUAAAACUGCUGCUAUCAAAAGGAGCAAAUUGGAAAGUGAAGGACAACAAAGGACGGACGCCUCUACACUUUGCUACCAGCCAUCAGUCUCCCAAGUGCUUAAGCAUCUUGCUGAAGCGAGUUUCUAAAGGUGAAGCAGAUGAGCCAGACAAUGACGAGAUGACAUCUCUUCACUGGAGUGUGUCAUAUGGAAACGCUGAGCAUGUCAAGCUAUUGCUGAAGGCUGGGUGUUCUGUGACACAAACCGAUUUGGAAAAGAGGACACCUCUUCAUUGGGCAAUAACAAAUCCGGAUCCUGCUGUUGUGAAACUUAUAUUGGACGCAAACUCGGAUAUCAUCAACCAUCAGGACAAUGAAGGACGAACUGCUCUGCAUCUCGCUGUUGCGGAGCAGAACGAGGCAGCUGUUAAGGUGUUGCUCGCUCUUGACAAGUGUAAAGAGUCGGCCCAAGACAACAUGAACCGGUCACCUCUACACUGGGCAGCGGUGUUAGGCAACUCUCAAUUAGUGAAAAUGCUACUGGAGAGGAAUGCGGAUUUUACUGUUGCGGACAGCAAUGGGGCUACUGCUCUUCAUUACGUGGCUCAGAGCAACUACUGUGAAACGGUCAAAGUGUUCCUGUCUUUUGACAGAGUGAAAGAUAUUCCUGAUCAUGAAGGAAGAACUGCUCUCAUGUGGGCUGCGGGGAAAGGAAGUGAGAAUGCGUUAAAGACAAUGUUAGACCACCACCUAGACGUGCACGCCAAAGACAAAUUGGGAGGAACAGCGCUGCAUUCAGCUGCUUACUCUGGUCACGUGAACUGUGUGAAGCUACUGAUUCAGUUUGGAGCCUGCGUUGAUGCACUGGACAUGCUUCAGCACACACCCAUCUUUCGCGCAUGCGAGAUGGGACACACUGAAGUGGUCAAUAAUUUGAUUCAGAAUGGUGCCACUGUCAACUUGGAAGACCAAGAUGGCCGAACGUUACUUCACUGGGCGGCACUCGGGGGUCAUGCCCCCAUAUGUAACGCUCUGAUAGAUCAGAGUGUGCCCUCGGACACUAAGGACCACCUGGGUCGUACCCCGCUCCAGUGCGCCGCUCACGGUGGAUUCGUGAAUUUUAUGACGGUUUUGAUGGAGCAUGGUGCCGAAGUUGAUCACCAAGACAACGACGGAAUUACCGCGCUGCACUGGAGCUGUGCAUCUGGGCAUUUGGAGGCUGUCAAGCUGUUGCUAAGAUACAAGGCCUUCCCUAACUUCAAAGAGUCGAACGCUGACAGGUUGACCCCCCUCGACUAUGCCAUUAUUGGUGACCACCAGGAUGUAGCGCAGUAUAUGAUCGAACAAGGUGCUUUAACUAUCAAUGGGAUCCAGGACAUCGCUGCUACAACAGUUCAGAAGUGUUGGCGUGGUUACGCAGUCCGCAAGGCAUUUCAAGACAGGAAAAACUUGUUCUUGAGACACGAGCAGUUGAAAGGACAGAAACGAGCAAGUGCUCAAAGGACUGGGGACCUAUUUGGAUACCAGUCUCCUUACAGCGUAUCUCCUCGUAGUACAUCUCCAAGAGAAUUUAAUAAAGCUGACGUCUUUGAUAAUGAGCAACACCCACAAGUUUUCAUAGAAGACUUUCCUGAGGAGAAUAUAGAAGAAACGCUGCCGUCGUUUACUGAAGAAAUUAGACAUUCACGAAAUGAAAGUACCGCUAGAGAUAAACUGUUACCAGACAAAAUUUGUUCAAGGGAUUCUACCGAAAGACGUGUCACUACUGCAUUACAAGAAGCUAUUAUGGAAGAAAGUUGUUCCUCCGUGGAAAGUCCAUCGUCAAGGCGGAAAUCCGAAGACAGAUUUCAUUUUCAGAAUGACGCUGAGAUGGUUAGAGUGGUUUCGUCGUUAUUGUUGGAAGAAGACUUUGAAUUUGACGAAGGAUUUGCGUUAGCUAGCGAAGGAGAAAACACUGUGCGGAGAACUAAUGUUGCAAAAGAUGAUCCGCCUCGUCUGGCGCCAGCGAACAAAUUACACAGCGGUAUUUCAAAGGCAGAACUUGCGCGAAGAGAGCGCGAACGACUUCGUUUAAUACGCUCGAAAGUGAACGCAGCGGUGUUGAUUCAACGUUGGUUCAGAAAAUGGAUUUCGAUGAGACGCGAACGUUUUCAGCGCGAUGUGGUAUUAUUGGAGGUGAAAAAUGAACAGGAAGAACUCAAUAAGGAAGUCGCCGCGCUCACAAUUCAACUGGCAUGGAGGAAACAUGUUCGACUCAAGUUUGAGAAAAACUACGCUGGAAAUAAACAACAGAAAUCGAAGAAACCGCCUUUUUUGAGCUCCGCUUCAUAUAAACAAAAACAAAAUGGAGUACACAUGUACGGGCGCCCUCUUCGAAAAGGUCCGUCGAUGAACGGCUUUAAUUCUCGAAACGCUUUCAAACGAAAGCCUGGUUCCACGAAACAUGAUCCUACCUCUCCAGCUGCCAUGUCAUAUAACAUGGCGAUGGACUUUUAUCAUCCCUUGGAAUCCAGGCAGGGCAACAGUCGUGCUGCCAUAGUUACAUCUGGCAUCAGAGUGAGGCCUGGGAGCAUGAAGAGAACUGUUAGUGGAUGGACUCACAAUAUUGGGUUUUUAUCCAAAAUCAACGGACACAAAACAGGAGCAAAGGAUCCCAAAACGUAACAGAUGUUGCUUUCUCGUUAUUAUUAUUUAUUAUCAGCAGCCUCUUAUUUGAAAAGUCAUUGAAACCGCUGUAAAAAAAAAAAGGGCUUGAUUUUUUUUCAGGUCUUACUUUCACUAUUGCUCAAGUAGUGUUCAUAACUGCGAAGAUAGCGUUGAUAUUCAUUUCUUAACCCGCAG
Stylophora pistillata is the source of this 3506-nucleotide messenger RNA. RefSeq lists its product as uncharacterized. Lineage: Eukaryota; Metazoa; Cnidaria; Anthozoa; Scleractinia; Pocilloporidae. The record is from RefSeq and is a predicted model, not a curated record. Gene Ontology annotation, molecular function: protein binding.